Podospora pseudocomata is the source of this 1076-nucleotide messenger RNA. RefSeq lists its product as uncharacterized. The coding region runs from base 1 to 885 and encodes 294 amino acids. The transcript has 2 exons. The record is from RefSeq and is a predicted model, not a curated record. NCBI's taxonomy places the organism in Eukaryota, Fungi, Ascomycota, Sordariomycetes, Sordariales, Podosporaceae.
AUGGACGAGCAACAGCAUCACCACCACCAUCAACCCCCGACCCAGGCUGGAUCUGCCUCGGGGUCCGAAGACCGUCCUUCUCAGGUUUUCACCGGCUACGGCUCCUACAACGGCGCGCCCACCCACGCUGGCUCGUCUAAUUCGAUGUCGAUUCACGACCAGCUGAGCGGCUCGCCUCAUGCCAGCGGCGGCGGCGGCGCGAUUGCGGCUCGCAGGAUGAGCGCCGGGCGUGAUCCCCGGGAUGACGAGCCCGAGGAUUUGUUCCCCGAUAUCCCCGAGGCCAAGAAGCGCAAGUUUAUUCUGGUCGAGGACUCCGACAGGCAGAGCCGCCUCCGGGUGCGCGUCACGCUGGACGGCGUGGACACGCGCGAGAUUCCCGAUAGCUUCCGCAAGAGCAGCAGUGUUUAUCCCAGGUCGUACUUCCCCCGGGAGAUGCAGAGCCCGCCCCCGAGCGCGACGGGAAGCAAGUUUUUCUUGGACGACGCGAGUGAUUAUGACGGCAACGAGGACGAUGGGACGACCGAUACCGAGGGUCGCCGUGCUGGUCGCGGCGCCAGAAGCAGAGGUCGGACCAUGGUCAAGGUUCCCAUGGGUGAGGGCCAGGAAGGGGAGGUGGCCAUUCCGAGGAUGAGGAAGGGGUUUAGGGGGAAGGAGGUGAGGCUGAAUGAUUUGGGGUAUCGGAUGGCCUGGUUGCAGAGUAGGGUUUUUGCAGGGAGGACGGUGUUUUUGCAGCGAGCUUUGGACUGCUACAGAAACAAGACCCGAAGCGCCAUGGAGUCGGUCAUGCAAGACGUCAAGACAGCGGCGCCGCACUACGAGACGCGAGUCGGCAAGAGAAAGUGGAACGAUCGGAUGCGCGGAGGGGAGAAGAAGGAGGACGAUUAGUUUCUGUCUUCCACCUUGCGCGACGUCUCUUUUUCUUGCGGAGCCACUUUCAUGGACAACGACGACGACGUUUAUGAGCAUGAGCAAUGAGCAUGUGAGCUGGCCGUCUUUCUCCUGGCAGCACAAUCCAAAAGUUCACGACUCUCUUGCAGAAGAGGAAAAAAAAGCAUCGGCAUCAAUCAGCAUUCGUC